GGAAAACUCCAGGAACCUGAGGGAAAGAGGAAGUUCUGCUGGAAACGUCCUGUAAAGAGGCUCUGAUGUCCGGACAGCGGGAGGGAGAGCCCCGGCCUGAGGAGGAGCAGGUUCCUGUGAUAUAGGAUUGUCCGAUGACAUCAUCAGUACCAGAUAAUGGAUGGAGACGGGGACAAGAUGGCGGAGAGGAUAUUAAAUCUUACCCUAGAGAUACUCUUCCUGCUUACUGGAGAGGUGGACAUGGCUGUAGAAGUGAUGGACUCUGGAAUGUACAUGGUGACAUUUAUUAUUAUGUCUUCAAUGAACAGGAUUACUCCACGGUGAAGAAGACGUCUAGUAAUCUGAUACAUGAGAAGAAGAAUAAGAAGAUCCUAGAAGUCGUCCACAAGAUGAUGGAGCUGCUGACUGGAGAGGUUCCUAUAAGGUGUCAGGAUGUCGCUGUCUAUUUCUCCAUGGAGGAGUGGGAGUAUUUAGAAGGACACAAGGGUCUGUACAAGGAGGUCAUGAUGGAAGAGGACCAGCCCCUCACAUCUCCAGAGAGAUUCAGUCAGAGGACAACACCAGAGAGAUGUCCGUGUCCUCUCCUUCCACAGGACGGUCAGGAUGAAGAUCUGGGCAAUAUUAAUACCACAGAGACAGAUGUGAGCGGUGAUGACCAGUGUAAGGAGAACAUUCCUACAGAGACAGAUGUGAGGGGAGAUGAGGAAUACAAGGAGGAGAUUCCUACAGAGACGGAUGUGAGGGGCGAUGAGGAAUACAAGGAGGAGAUUCCUACAGAGAUAGAUGUGAGGGGUGAUGACCAGUGUAAGGAGGACAGUCCUACAUAUAAGAGCCCAGGGGAGAUGCGGAGACAGUGCAAUCAAGAACGAAACCGGCGGCAAGGACCAGGUGAUCGGAUAUCUUCAGAUUAUAAUGGAGAAGAUCCGGGUGUCGCAUUACAUACAUAUGAAGAACGUGCCAUUAUCCCAGAUGUACUCUUGGACCUUCACAGCAAAAACCUAUCCUCUAAAGUUUUAAAACAAAUCCGAUCUUCUGAUUCAUCACAGACUCUUACACAGAAAAGAAGUCACAGAAGGGAUGCGGGAGCCCAAAGAGCUCAGAAAGGGAAGAAGUCGCAUUCAUGUUCAGAAUGUGGCAAGUGUUUUAUUAAGAAAUCAAAUUUUGAGAUCCAUCAGAGAAUUCACACAGGGGAGAAGCCGUUUUCAUGCUCAGAAUGUGGGAAACAAUUUACUCACAAAUCAACUUUUGAGAACCACCAGAGACGUCACACAGGGGAGAAGUUGUAUUCAUGUUCCAAAUGUGGGAAAUGUUUUACUAAGAAAUCAUAUUUUGAGACCCAUCAGAGAAGUCACACAGAAGAUAAAACGUUUUCAUGUUCAGAAUGUAAGAGAUAUUUUACUCACAAAUCAUCUCUUGAGAGGCAUCAGAGAGUUCACACAGGGAAGAAGCUGCAUUCAUGUUCAGAAUGUGGGAAAUGUUUUACAAAAAAAUCUAAUUUUGCGACCCAUCAGAGAAUUCACACAGGGGAGAAGCCGUUUCCAUGCUCAGAAUGUGGGAAACAUUUUUCUCACAAAUCAACUCUUGAGGUCCAUCAGAGAAUUCACACAGGGGAGAAGCCGUAUUCAUGUUCAGAAUGUGGGAAAUGUUUUACCCAGAGUUCACGUCUUGUUAGACAUCAGAGAAUUCACACAGGAGAGAAGCUCCCCUGUUCAGAAUGUGGAAAAUGGUUUACUGACAAAUCAAAUCUUGAGAGACAUCAGAGAAUUCACACAGGGGAGAAACCGUAUUUAUGUUCAGAAUGUGGGAAAUGUUUUUGCCUGAAAUCAGAACUUCUUUUGCAUAGGAGAUUUCACACUGGAGAGAAGCCAUUUUCGUGUAAAGAAUGUGGGAAAUGUUUUACUCAGCAAUCAGCCCUUGUUAGACAUCAGAGAACUCACACAGGAGAGAAGCCGUAUUCAUGUUUACAAUGUGGGAAAUAUUUUACUCGGAAAUCAGUUGUUCUUAAACAUCAGAGAAUUCACACAAGGGACAACCAGUUCUACGUGGGCGUGAUCACUGGCUUGUGUUCUCCAGCACCUGAAGCCAGUGAUCACUCUCACGCUAAAGACGAGAAGCGACGGCCGGGCGCGAGCGCGAUGGAACUGAACGGCACAUGGGUAGUCUGCAAAAUGAAGGCGAAAACUCUCUUACAAGCAUUGAAUCCAGGUAUAAAGAACUUGUGCGAGGUUAAGGCUGACAUUAGGCACAUUGAUCAGAGAGUGGAGAACAUGCUGUAUGAGCUUAAACUCCAGUACCACUGGCUAUAUCCUUUCGCCCUACCUGUGACCAAAUAUGGUCAAAAAAUUGCCAUUCACAUCCUUAAUGACUUGUCGGAGACCUGGGAGAAGCUUGAAAUAUCACUUUUUGAAAUCCCAUCUUGGAUGCCUACCCAGGAAGAUCUGAAGCUGACUAUCUUACCUCGUUUUGGCUCCUGGUCAGUUCAUACUAAGGCAAAGUCUCCCAAGGCCAAGAUGUUGGCAUGGAAGCAAGUGUUGAAGCACAAACCUGAGAGCACAUGUUGUCAAGAUGGUGGCAGGUCCGGUGGAAGGAGCGUUGCCUUGUUGGUUGAAACUCAGCAGCAAGAAGAGAGGCCGGAAGAUGCAGGAGGGAAAGAGGAAGUUCUGCUGGAAACGUCCUGUAAAGAGGCUCUGAUGUCCGGACAGCGGGAGGGAGAGCCCCGGCAUGAGGAGGAGCAGGAUGAAGAUCUGAGCAAUAUUAAUGCUACAGAGACAGAUGUGAGGUGCGAUGAGGAAUACAAGGAGGAGAUUCCUACAGAGACAGAUAUGAGGGGUGAUGAGGAAUACAACGAGGAGGUUCCUACAGAGAUGUAUGAGAGGGGUGAUAACCAGUGUAAGGAGGACAUUCCUACAGAUAAGAGUCCAGGUGAUGGGAUCGUGAGCUUGGAGGGACAUCUUAUAUCUUCAGAUUAUAAUGCAGAUGAUCCGGGUGUCACAUCAGAUACAUAUGAAGAAUGUGCCAUUAUCGCAGAUGUACCCUCAGACCUUCACAGCAAAAAUAUGUCAACUGAUCUUUUAAAAGUCCAAUCUUCUGAUUCACAGACUGUUACACAGAGUGAAGGACACAGAAGUGGUGCUGGAGCCCAAAGAGCUCAGAAAGAGAGGAAGUCGCAUUCAUGUUCAGAAUGUGGCAAAUGUUUUGCUAAGAAAUCACAUCUUGAGAGCCAUCAGAGAAUUCACACAGGGGAGAAGCCAUUUUCAUGUUCAGAAUGUGGGAAAUGUUUUACUGAAAAAUCAAGUCUUGAGAGACAUCAGAAAAUUCACACAGGGGAGAAACCAUUUUCAUGUUCAGAAUGCGGGAAAUGUUUUACUCAAAAAUCAGUUCUUCUUCGACAUCAAAGCAGUCACACAGGGGAGAAGCUGUAUUCAUGUUCUGAAUGUUGGAAAUGUUUUACUCAGAAAUCAAGUCUUGAGAGACACCAGAGAAUUCACACAGGGGAGAAGCCUUACUCAUGUUCAGAAUGUGGGAAAUAUUUUACUCACAAAUCAAAUCUUGAGAGACAUACGAGAAUUCACACAGGGGAGAAGUCUUAUUCAUGUUCCGAAUGUGGGAAAUAUUUUUGCCUGAAAUCAGAACUACUUGUGCAUAGGAGGUUUCACACUGGAGAGAAGCCAUUUUUGUGUACAGAAUGUGGGAAAUGUUUUACUCAGAAAUCAUCUCUUGAGAGCCAUCAGAGAAGACACACAGGGGAGAACCCAUAUUCAUGUUUAGAAUGUGGCAAAGAUUUUAAUCACAAAUUAUUUCUUGAGGACCAUCAGAGAAGUCACACAGGGGAGCAGCUGUACAUAUGUUCAGAAUGUGGCAAAUGUUUUUCUCAGCAAUCAUCUCUGGAGAACCAUCAGAGAAAACACACAGGGGAGAAGCCAUAUUCAUGUUUAGAAUAUGACUGUACCAGGAGCUUGGAGGAACAUCUGAUAUCUACAUAUUAUAAUGCAGAUGAUCCAGGUGUCGUAUCAGAUACACAUGAAGCGUGUGUCAUUAUCCCAGAUGUACCCUCAGACUUUCACAGCAAAAAUAUAUCAUCUCAUCCUUUAAAACGAAUCCAAUCUUCUGAUUCAUCGCAGACUGUUACAGAGAAUCAAAAUUACCGAAUGGGUGCUGAAGUCCAAAGAACUGAGGAAGCAAAGAAGUUGUAUUCAUGUUCAGAAGGUGGCAAAUGUUUUAGUCAGCAAUCAAAUCUUAACAGCCAUGAGAGAACUCACACAGGGGAGAAGCCACAUUCAUGUCCAGAUUGUGGAAAAUGUUUUAGUAAGAAAUCAUAUCUAAAAAACCAUCUAAGAAUUCACACAGGGGAGAAGCCAUUUUCAUGUUCAGAAUGUGGGAGAUGUUUUACUCGAAAAUCAAUUCUUCUUCGACACCAAAGCAGUCAUACAGGGGAGAAGCUGUAUUCUUGUUCUGAAUGUUGGAAAUGUUUUACUCAGAAAUCAAGUCUUGAGAGACAUCAGAGAAUUCACACAGGGGAGAAGCAAUAUUCAUGUUCAGAAUGCGGGAAAUAUUUUACUCACAAAUCAAAUCUUGAGAGACAUAAGAGAAUUCACACAGGGGAGAAGCCGCAUUUAUGUUCUGAAUGUGGGAAAUGUUUUUGCCUGAAAUCAGAACUUCUUGUGCAUCAGAGAUUUCACACUGGAGAGAAGCCAUUUUCGUGUACAGUGUGUGGUAAAUGUUUUACUCAGCAAUCAGCUGUUGUUAAACAUCAGAGAAGUCACACAGGAGAGAAGCCAUAUUCAUGUUCAGAAUGUGGGAAAUGCCGUCGCUCCGUGGGGUCCGUUGCAGUGAAAGUUUUAGCACUAAAGAAUGAGGCCAGAGCGGAACGUAACAAAGUCCUUGUAAAGCAACACAGAACUUGA
Molecule: messenger RNA, 4904 nt
Organism: Bufo bufo (common toad)
Lineage: Eukaryota; Metazoa; Chordata; Amphibia; Anura; Bufonidae
Product: zinc finger protein 850-like
Exons: 17
Coding region: 135-4904 (1589 amino acids)
Biological process (GO): regulation of transcription by RNA polymerase II
Molecular function (GO): RNA polymerase II cis-regulatory region sequence-specific DNA binding; DNA-binding transcription factor activity
Source: RefSeq, a predicted model, not a curated record